GAAAAUCUUGAAAAAAAUUCUGAAUGGAAUGCGUUCAACUCUUCUAUCAAUACUUCUGAUAUCAAGCUCCGUAACUGCUCAAAAUUUGGGCUUCACCGUCACGCUAACCGAGCAACCAUCAGAACUAGAUAAUUUCAAUCAAAAGUAUAUUGUUUUCUUUGUAAAUCUGGAAUGUGGAGCGGACAAUUGUGCAUAUCAGAUUACUAUCAACAAUUACGCCUGGAAUGUGUUCAAAGUUUUGAUUAAUAACAAGCAAUGCCUCGCCGAGAGCUGUGUAGAUUCUUUCGAGAGGGGCAACAAUGUCAAUGUGACUGUUCACAACGCGAUCAACGGAAACGUACUCCGAAUUUUUGAUUUGGAGUUCAAACAGGAUCCAAACGUGGUGCUUUUGGGAUGUGAGACGGGAUUUUUCAACGACGGGACAUGUACAAGAAUCACAGACACGGCCGAGGAUCAGUGGGACCAAGUGUGUUUCUGUGCAAAUUCACAGUCAUCCUAUUGCAGUGCAGAUCAAUCGAUUAAGGGAGAGUGUGCAUCUGGAACAGUGACGUGGUGGAAUGCGGCCACAGGCACUACUGAUAAAACCACAAGCGUCGCCGCCGGCGGCACUACAAAUACUCCAAAACCAUUCACGUUUCUAUUGGAAGAUGUGAAUAUUUCACUGAAAGAAGGAAAAACCAAGGGGGGAAGUACGAAAGAUGUGAUUUUGAGUGCACAUUUGAGCUGCGAGGGCGAGUCCUGCGAGUUUACAAGUACAAUCUCAAAUUAUGCACCUGAUUAUUACACUAUACACAUUGGAACUUUAGCAUGCCAGCUGGGAACCUGCUCGGGAAAUUUUGUCAAAGGCGAAAUUGUACCAAUUCUUGUGAGACGCGGCGACCAACACUUGAACAUGUUCUCCUAUCAAUGGAUAGACGAGAAGCCGGAAAUCUCGAUUCUCGGAUGUAACGCCGGCCUAUUGCUAUUUGACACGUGUCUGCGGACUGUUACAAAUCCAGUUAUAGACUUUGAGUAUUACGACGAUACAGUAUGCAGUUGUCAGGGGAAUCAGGUUACAUGUGACUAUCAGACACAGAUUGGAAAUUGUAUAGGAGGCACCCCUACAUGGUGGAUCGACGACACAACUUCCACCUCACUCGUCCCUGCUGUCCAUACUACAACAGCUUAUCCUGUCAGAGAUCCUAACGUUUUCGACGUGACUUUUUUGCUAUCUGAAGGAGUGAUUUAUGACGACCCCCACAAUGAUCAUAAUGUGACUAUCACUGCAUUCAUGAAUUGCACGACUACAACUACUUGUCAAUAUUCUAUCGCAGUUGUGGACUAUGCUCAAGUUUAUUACACUAUUUUGGUUAAUGGUGUGGAAUGCCCUGGCUCAGUAUGCUCUAGUACCUUUGCGCAAGGAGAAACAGUCCGAGUUACCGUAACCCGACUCGGAGAGCAAUUGGAUCUGUUCGACCUACAAAAUGACUAUAUGCCCAACAUAGUCGUGCUCGGUUGCUCUUUCGGAAUGGUUAACUUUGGGAUUUGUGAGAAAGCCAAUUACUAUGAUAAUAUAAUACAAAGGGAUGACAACGUUUGUAUCUGUCAGGGGACCAGUAUGAAAUGUGAUGCAGAUACGAGAACUGGUGGAUGCUCUGAUGGCUCACCAACUUGGUGGAAACCUAUAGACCCGAGAAACACCGCCUCGUCACCAUCUACCACCGAUGGAUAUUACCUAAUGACGUUCGACACAAACUUCUCCGAGAUAACAUUGGCUGGAACAAUAUAUCAAUUGUCUAUUAAUACUUAUCUACUUUGCAACGACAGAACUUGCACAUAUCAGUUAAAAGUUUCAAAUGAUAACUCGGAAUACUUUGGAGUUUAUGUGAACAACCAAAUUUGCCAGCAAACCUGUGAGUCCUCGUUCACAAAUCAAGAAGGUGCUCAUGUCUACAUACGGAAAAGUAACGAGAUUUUGGACUUGAUACAAUUGAAUUAUAAAUCUGUGACAAUGGUAUAUUGCGAUGAUGGGUGGCUUGAGCCGGGAAAGUGCAUUAAAACUUCAAACGAUAUGGAUACACUUUGUACGUGCCAGGGGACAAAUGUGACGUGUAAUCAAAUUUCGAUGCUUUCCCCAUGUUCAUUCGGAAAUCCGAUAUGGUGGCAACCGAUCGGCCUCCCAACAAUCACUACAGCCUCCCCAAUCAUCGAAACAGACGUUGAAAUGACCUUCACCGAAGAGCUCACAAAUCAGAACGCACAUAACGACAACUUCACAGUCUCCACUAAAAUGAGCUGCCAACGUACAAUCUGUCAUUACGAAGUGCUGACCUACACUGGAAGCCCAGAUUACUUCACGUUUCAAAUGAACGGAGAUCCUUGCAUCAAUUCUUGUAAGGGUGUGCUGAAUCGGGGAGAGCUGGACGAUAUGCUGACUGUUCAUCGAUUAGGACAGCAUUUGAAUUUGAUAGAAUUUCAGUUCAGUGAUACACCGAAGUUAAUUAUGGUGGGAUGCGAAGUUAUGCAUAAGAUCGGCAGCGCAGAUGACUCGACGUGUCUUCAAUAUCCAACGAAUUCAAAUGUGGGGCAGACUUAUUUCAACGAUAAUUUGUGUGUUUGCAAAGGAAAUGCAAAUCUUUGUGACGACAAUGUGCCACAAGGAAUAUGCACUUUGGGCUCCCUAAUCUGGUGGCAAGAUGACGAAGCGAACUCCACGUCCACCGUAAACUCAACUACCAUAACUUCAACUACCAUAACCUCAACUACCGUAACCACAAGCUCACCAUCGACAUCUACAGUAACCACCACCACACCACCGUCUACUACUACCCAAGACGAUGUUAGAAAUCACUUCCUAUUCGACAUAUCAUUGGUAGAGGGGAAGAAUAAUUCCAUGAAGGAAGUAAAAUUCACAUCAAUUAUGACAUGCUCCCCGGAGGAAUGUGAAUAUUCGAUUAAAGUGGACAAUUCUGCGCAGAGUUAUUUCGAUGUGAUGGUGGGGAAUUUAAAAUGCAAAAACAAAAAAUGCGAUGGCUCAUUCAUGAAGGGACAAUCCAUAAACGUCACAAUCUACCGCGGGGAGCAAGUCCUCGAUCUUUUCGAUUUCGAGUACACUGAUAUACCAAGAAUCGUGGUUCUCGGUUGCGAAGAUGGUCUAUCAGAAUAUCACGACUGUAUCAGUACUACCACAGCUCUAGAUCAAGACCUAAUCGAUUCAGUCUGCAGUUGUAGAAGUGCAAGGUUAAACUGUACGGGAGCAAGCGAUGGGGUUUGUCGCCAGGGAUCUCAGAAAUGGUGGAAGGAACUGGAUGAGACUACGAUACCAACAACCCAGACAACGUCUACACCGGUACCCACUACAAGUUUCCCUUCUCUGAAGGACAUUUCAGAUACCGGAGUUGGCUUAAACAACGUCACUCGAGUGCUCAACGAGACCUAUCACUACUCCAGUGAAGGUGAAAACCUGAAUCGGACUCAAAUUCGGGACAUAACAAAGAUUCUACACAACUCUGCAAAUCUAGCCGGAAUUUCUGCGGAGAACGCCCAGCAAAUCCUUGCAAACAUGGAUCAAGUUCUCAAUGCUCAUCGAAGAGAGAUACGAAAUGGGCAGUCAAAGGAUUAUAGGCUCUUGGCAUUGCUGAGGCCAAUGGUGAUGAACACAAAAGAUCAUUUCGUACAAUAUUUAAAUGGGAGGAAUUUGGGAUUCAAUGCGAAAAAAGUUGACUGUAAGAGCAUAACCACAGAUGACGGCCUAAUUGACUAUGGCCCGGAUUUUGGUUUUGCCCCGCUCAACGACACUAACCGAUUGACUGCAACCAAGGAAAACUCGAUCAUAGUCCCGUUGGAUCAGGUUUGCAGUGGCAGUGGGGAGCAAGUUUCUCAUGUGUUUUUCACGAUCUACCGACACCAGAAGCUGUUCAGUGGACCGCAAAAGUAUCGAAACUAUGGCUCGAGUAGUGAGGAGGAUGAUGAGGAGGAAGAUGAUCCAGCAAUGGAAGAAGCUGGAGCAAGGUACAAAAGAGAUACUGGGAAUAAUAACACUGAUGAUAUAGGUCAAAUUCCGGCUCCAUCAAAAUGCUCAGAGCAGAUCUCGAUUCCUUUUGGCACCCCGGUGCUCUCUGCGUCAAUCAUUGGUGGGGAUCAAGGUGCAUUUAUUAGCAGAAUGAGCAAACUAGUUGGAGCUGCACCCGUGAUGGCUAAGCUGCAGUUUAAUGUUGGACAGAUGUCAAGACCGUUGCACGGCAACACCAUCGUCUCCUGGUUCAACACAGGGACUCAGGAAUGGGAACUCCAGCAGAAAUGUGACACGGAAGUUGGCUCGGAUGGGAUAGUCACCGCCUCCUGCGAGCAUUUAACUGACUUUUCAGUUUUGGUUUAUUCACAACCGAAUGCCGAAUACGUCUGCAGUAUGCCACUGACUAUAAUUGGGUACUCUGUCAAUGGAGCUUCCAUAGUUUGUCUGUUGUUACUGAUUCUAAUCGGAUUGAUGUUUUACAUCCGCGGGGAACUGGUAAGACGCGUUUUGAUCUACAUUCGCGGGCAGGCGCCGACAACUGGCGACGUUGUCAAUCUGGCAUAUUACUGUGUUUUCUUUUUGUUCUUCAUACUAUCCCUAUUCUUUAUGGAUCAAUCAGGAGGCGAUGACAGAUCAAUGGGGACUUCUACAUAUUGCGUUGUGAUUGCUGCAAUGUCCUAUUUUUCGUUGAUAAGUGCAAUAAUGAUGAGCAUGCUGAUUGGCCUCCGCAUGGUUUGCCACUUCUUUUCUCCAAAACUUCGUUUAUUCUUCGGAGUCAUGACUUCCCCGCCAGCUGCUUUAAGCAUCGGACUAAUCGUUCCAUUCACUUUUACCCUUAUACUAGCCCUAGUGGACACCUCAUUCUUCAAACGAGACGACUGUUUCUGUUGGGUACGUCCCGACUACAUAGUCUAUGCCGUUGUGAUACCAGUUGUGUUGCCGAUCAUCAAUGGUGUUAUUUGCUCAAGUUUCGCAAUCUAUAAAAUGUUCUUCCAAGCGAAGCGGGGAUUGGCGAGUAAGGAGACUUCACAUUAUGAUGCAGAGUUUUGGUCGAAAGUUAUGGGUCUGAUUAUCAUGCAAGUAGCUAUGGGAUUACCUUGGGGAAUCGAGUUCAUUCUAAUCGGUGUUGCGGGUCCAAGUCCAUGGAAUUAUAUAUUUGUUUUACUACUGGGUACUCAGGGAAUCGACCUAUUCCUAAUAUUCCUAUAUCGACGACAACGACUACGAAAUGAGUCGAGAAAAUGGAGUUCUCGAGAGGAAAAAUGGGAAACUAAACGGUCACGGGCGGCUGAAGCUGAUGAAGAUUGAAACAAUUAAUUUGGAAAUUCAAACAACUUUCAGGGAAUUAACAUUAUCGCUGCCAUAAAAACAACCUCCUCUUAUCAAUUGUACCCUAACAAUUUCAGCUUUAAGUACUUUGAUCUCUACUUUUUUAUUUGAAAUUUGUUAUAGAUAGCAUGUGAUUUGUAGCUGAAAGUUUCAAAAAUAAAGUUUGAAAACUUGAACUUAAAU
Caenorhabditis elegans is the source of this 5506-nucleotide messenger RNA. It is a transcript of the gene mth-1, whose product is annotated as GPS domain-containing protein. The coding region runs from base 29 to 5302 and encodes 1757 amino acids. The record is from RefSeq and is marked reviewed. The transcript has 20 exons. Gene Ontology annotation, cellular component: membrane. Lineage: Eukaryota; Metazoa; Nematoda; Chromadorea; Rhabditida; Rhabditidae.